UGUGUGUGCAUAUGUGCUGGCGUAUAUUUGCCUCAAUAGUUUGAUAAAGCUGCCCUUCCCACUACUGAGCGGAAAAAAUUUACCUAAACAGAGGGGCAGACGGUAGUAAUGAAAGAAGAACUGCGAAUUUCGACCGAUCGCUCUUUCUACAGUACGGAACCAGCAAACAACAUCGCAGCUAUGCAGCAUACUUCCCAAAUGCGCUAAUGGCUGUGGCUACUAGUGUGCAGCACCUUUUUUCUAGUCUCUUCCCACUGUCACUGUUGCAGGAGGGGUGUCUUUUUGUCGUCUGACUGUGUGCAUGUGUGUUUAGUGCAAAAAUAUAGCAUUGUACGUAUCGAUGGUUCUCCGGUGGGCUUAAACACAGAACGAGCCUCAUUCGCGAUAGUCAAAACCCGGAGACUAGGACAUGGGUUGCAUCAAUUCGAAGAAGGACAUCAAGGACGUACACUCGAACAUCUUUCACGUCAUUAACAUCGACAAUGAUGGGACAGAGCUGUGGAGCGGCAAAUUAGAAGUGACCCGCGUCGAGCUAACUCUCUACCGGAAGGGUAAGGAACCUACGAAGUGGCCGCUGAAAUGCCUUCGUCGCUAUGGUUACAAUGUUGAUCAGUUUAGUUUCGAAGCCGGGCGCCGGUGUACUACUGGUGAAGGCAUUUAUGCCUUCCGAUGUCGACGAGCCGAAGCCCUCUUCUACACUGUGCAGGCCUACAUACAAGGGCGCAUUUACAGCGAUGAAAAUACAAACCCAAACGAUCCCUAUCCGAUACCUGUAGCUUCAAAUGGGCCGUCAGUUGCGGCGCGAAGUGUUUCGCAGAAUAACACCGCUACACGAAGCAGCGGUAGUGGUGGAGGACAAGGUCAGCAGAUGCAAUGUACGUUCGUGAUGAAUCGCACCGGGAUAGCAACAAGUCAAUCGCUCAGCCCGAAUGGGACGAUACACUCGAACUCAAACCAAAGCCGCAGCACGGAUACACUGCCCAUGGAGGGCAAUUAUCUCGAACCAACGCCCAAUCGGUCAAAUGCUUCGGGAACAGGCCAACCGCAUACUAUUACAACUCGAUUUCAGCAAGGGCUACGAUUAAGCUCAGUCAGCAGUGGGCCGAUCAGCCCCGACAUAACAUCGCCUGGUUCUCCGAACAGUAUGACAAACAUACUGGAAGUAACUACGCUUAAUCCGCUCCCAACAUCGCAUACAAGUGGUAACGUGCAUCAGGGCGUUAGUAACGUCUAUCAAGAGUUCCCCAUGAAAGACUCGACGAUGGCCUCCCUUCACCAUCAGCAUCAUCAGCUGUUACUGCAUCAGCACCACGUGCAUCAUCCGGUCGUAGCUCCGAUUGUUACACCGCUCGUCGGUGGUUUGGUUCGAACCUCGAUGGAUGUACCUCCACUAGAACCUGCCCCAGGUGCGUCGGUUCUGCUUGCCUCCUCUAUCACAUCAGACAUCACGACGACCGUAGGAACAUCUGGUCCCACCGAUACGCUCGUCUGCGGCAGUGGAGAAUACGAUCAGCAGCAGCCUUCCACACCGGACGCCAUUGAUCCUGCGCGAUUGUACAUGAAUGUAAAUAUAGCCACUUCGGAUAUUGGCUCCGGCGGUACUGGUGGUACCAGUGGGUGUAGCAAGACAAAGAAGCCGGCCACCUUCGGUAGCAAAAGUAAUUCUAGUCUCAUUUCGAUUUCAAACAUCACCAAUAACAAUAGCACCAAUGGUGGCCAUAAUAGCACCGGUUCGUUCGAUGAGUGUCAGUAUCAAAAUGUUCGCACUCCAACCUCCAUGACGGCGGUCGGUGCAGCAGGGAUGCCUUUGAUACCGCAAAACAUUGUCACCGGUAACAUUUUUGCUCAGUUCCAGCGUCUCAACAGUGUCGGGGGCUGCCCGGGAAGUCAAUUCUCGAUGGAUCCAAACCGUUUCUACGAAAACCUUGAAUUAGCCGAACUGAAAGCAGUUUCACUGCGUGGCCGAUGCUCAAAGCCGGAUAUUUUCAGCAAUGUCGACCUACCAUUGGACCACUCGGAACCGUGCACACCGACGGCAACGGCUGCGAGCCAGCGCAAGGUGAAUUACAUCGUACUCGAUCUCGAUCAGUCAAACUCAUCGCAUAGCAUUAGCGGGAUAGCAGGUCCGGGUACCAACGGGACCGGUAUCCUCUCACCAACUGGUACAGUCCCUGGAGGAGCGACUAAUGGCAAUACGAUCACUAGCAAUGCCACAAACAAUGCUAAUAACUUCAACAAUAAUAACAACAAUAAUAACAACAGUACUACGAUAAACUUGAAUAGCGUUGUCUCUGGUGGCAUGUGCAAUUCUGCCAGUGGCAUAGCGCUAGGAUCGAUCGGCACGGGCACAGAUCAUCGUGGCUCGUCCGUUUCUGGCGUUAGUUUAAGCUGCAGCACCGGACUUUGUAGUGGAACGCCGGCAAACUCAAGUGGUGGAACUGUUCCACCGACCAGUUUGGGACUCCUACCACCGGAAAGCCCGAAAAAGGCAUCUCUCGGAUAUGCAACAAUCGAUUUUAACAAAACAGUUGCAUUAAGCAAUUCUACUACACCUUCAUCCGAGCUGGACAGUGAAGGAUCGCGCAAGACACGCCAUAACUCCACGGUAACACCACUGGCAAGACAAAGCAAUUCCGUAAGCGAUUAAACUCAAACACCCGCAAGGUGAGUUUGUUGGUUUAUUGUUAUAGUUUGCACAAUGCAACAGGAAUUGCAGAAAAAUGCCAUUUGCGGAAUGUUGUCGGUUUGAUUGAUUGAUUGAUUGUUCAACCAUUUCUUAUUUUCAUAUUUUCCAUUUUCCUAUUCUUUAACUUCCUUCCUAUCAGUUCAAACAUGUACUAUCCUAACUUGCCGCUUUGAAAUGCAAAAAUGUGUAGUUUUACUUUGCUUUUAUAGUUCCUACUUUUAGGGUUUCACUACUAUACUUUCUGUACCGCUAUUGUUCACUAAGUUAAAGUGAGCUUAGUUUGUCGUAAAAUAUUUAUGAUUUGGAUAUUUGAAUGUUUUAUUCUUUUAUCAUUAUUAUCUUAACUUUACAUUAACGCGCAUCUAAAGCAACCAACUUUCUAUAUUAUGAAAGAUAUUUUAAAACUGAUUUAGUGUUUACGAGAGACAGUAUAGAUAAUAGUUUUGCUAUUGAGAUAAUAGUUACUAUUUUUACAUCACACAAACGAUUGAGGAAAUUCGCGCAGAAAGAGAGAACUCGUUGCACAAAGAAUUGCAUUCACGUCAUUUAGUAAAGAGUGACUUUGACGAUGACUAUUCACCUUGAUAUGUUAUGUGUUGUAAUGAAACGGACAGGAAAAUGAUUGUGUGCAUGCAUGCGGAUAGAGAAGAGACAUUAAUUGUACACCGAUAAUAGGUUAAACAUGCAUCAAAAAUGUUUAACCUUCGAAACAGUGGCGUUUUGCCUGCAUAUUAUAAAAUGUCGCCGACACACACAUAACCUUCACUGCAAGGAUAUCUCCAAAGAAAAGCUUUACUAUAAAAGAAACAAAAAAGGGAGGAAAGGAAACAAAGGACAGAAUUCGUGGUCAACGUGAUAUGCAAAAAAGGAUUGUAUGCGUUUAUGGAAAAUUGUACAAAGUUUUUAGUUGUGAUGUAGCAAACUGCAAAAACUGCAAAAAAACAAAAACACAGUAGAAGACAAAUUAUGGUCGUAUAAAAUUGCUAAAAUUAUACUAUAAGUCCACCAACAGAGGCAAAACCCAACCAACAAACCAAAGCGAACCGACCAGACUAAUGGAAAAAGAUGAAGUUGUACACAAAACCACGAAAAAAUCGUCACACAAGUUAAGGACAUAUAACAGUGGAAAGAAUAUUAAAGCUCCAAUGAGGCAGGACAGGUAGAAGACACGUAGAAGACGUAGAAAAGUUUACAUUUUAGUAUAUACAUGUUACAGCUAUGUCGUUGAAAUCACAGGGUUGCGAUAAAGACAGUGUAAUAAAACAGUACACUUUAAAUGAACCAUCACAAUAUCACAGAUCACGCAGCACUGUACAGGAAUCAUAUAAUAACGCUUGCGAUGAUGAUGCUGAUAGGGAUAUUAUUAUAUUAUAAAAUGAGACAGGAAACUUCACUUUCAACAAAUAUUGGCUCAACAAACGCGGCAAGGUGAAGUGACGAUAUAGUGACAGCUAAAAUCUUUUUGUUAAAUUAGUCCGCGAUGACAAAAAGCGUUUUUUAUUGUAAAUUAAGCUGGUAUGAAAUUAAAACUAUAGCAAAUGUUGUGUAAACUAAACCAAUUACUAGCAGAAUGAUAAAGUGGUGUCGAUAAAGAAACAUACGUCAGCAGAUACACGAAAAGGCUAUAAAUAAGCGUAACAAACCAAACCCCAGUGAAUCGUUAAGUUUGUUCAUUUUAUAUUUGAACUGAGACACAAAUUGUUUAAGAAAAAAUUUAUUAUAAACAUAGUGCGUGUGCGUGUGAGUGCAUUUUUAUAGUUUAAUAUUAUCUCAAUAUAGGUAAUAAAAGGCCUGAACAGCUGUAAUGAACCCACUUGUAUGUUUAGGAUCAUAAAAAUAAUAUGUACUGCGCCCACAUGGCCAAAUAUUAUAAAUAAAUGCCAAAAUGAAGCGUUUGUUAUACUGCGUAAGUACUGUUCAGGUGCAUCUGUCGGAU
Molecule: messenger RNA, 4622 nt
Organism: Anopheles moucheti
Lineage: Eukaryota; Metazoa; Arthropoda; Insecta; Diptera; Culicidae
Product: homeobox protein 5
Exons: 2
Coding region: 410-2647 (745 amino acids)
Biological process (GO): cell surface receptor protein tyrosine kinase signaling pathway
Cellular component (GO): cytoplasm
Source: RefSeq, a predicted model, not a curated record